AUGGAUGAACUAUUUUUCUUCUUCGUCCUCUUUUGUGGACUCUUCUUUCUCGCAUCGAUAAUAUAUUGCUUUCUCUCAACCUGCUUGGGCAUACAAAUACGAAGAUCAGAUAUCAAAGAAGCUUUCUCAUUACCUACACCUGCCAAGAUUCGAGCUAGGGAUGAAGAACGCCGGAGAAGGAUGGAGCAAAUGGGUGGAUAUGAGAUGGAUGAUAUAGGUUAUGAAAGAGUAGGCGGGAUGUCAUCAGGUGCGGAGGAAUUUGAGAUGAUGAGGCGGGGUGGGCCAUCAAGAGGUUUUUUCUAG
This is a messenger RNA of Kwoniella botswanensis, 303 nucleotides long. RefSeq lists its product as uncharacterized. The record is from RefSeq and is a predicted model, not a curated record. NCBI's taxonomy places the organism in Eukaryota, Fungi, Basidiomycota, Tremellomycetes, Tremellales, Cryptococcaceae. The transcript has 2 exons. Bases 1 to 303 code for a protein of 100 amino acids.